CUGUUCAGUCCAACAUGUGCUUGGAUACGCUCCAUAUUGAAAGUGUUAGCCGAACUACACAACGAACCCGACUUGAAGAUCAAUUUAAAGUUCGAGAUAGAGGUGAGUCGUGUUCAACAGUUAUCGAUUAUUCCUCGCACAGUUGCCCAAUUUUCCAACAUUCGAUUCACGUGUUGGAGCAGUAAAAAACACGACGGAACAACGAAAGUGCUCUGCAAGGAACUGUCGGUGGAUUUGGAGUCGCUGCCCGUCGAGGGCAUUCUCAAAGAUACAGACCGUCUUGUGAGGGUCACACAACAACUAUCAGACCUCAAGACGUUGCAACAACCAGAUCAAGCGAACAGCAGCCCUGUGCCGGGACAAAUGCGGCUUGCACCGGAUUCGGUGUCAAUGCCUGGUGUGGAUACCAAGCCUUCGACACCGAAUCCGGAAUCAGAAGGAUCGUCAGCGAUUGUUGAAGGAAGUGCCGGUGCAGUUAUAAUACCACCACUUCACUUUGCAUAUCAUGACAUCAAUGUGACGUCCUAUGAGGGCCUCAUACCUCAUAUCAAAGUGCAGUUGUCCUUGCCAUUGUUUCAGCUUCAUCCGCAUAUGAAACAUCAUGUCCGACCAGCCUUGACGCAAGCUAUCAAGGAGCUCAUUGGGCCUGUGGCUGAAAGAGCUCUGAAGAUAGCUAUGAUCGUCACGGAAACCCUUGUACGCAAAGAUUUUGCGCUCGAUCCUGUUGAGGAGAACAUGAAGAAGGCGGCGUUUCAUAUGAUGCGAGCAAUGACCGCCGGAAUGGCGAUGAUCACAUGUCGCGAUCCGCUUGCCGGAACUAUGAUGUCACUGCUACAGCAAUCGUUCACGAAUUCUUUGCGGACUUCGAAUACCGAAUUGGUAGGUACUGAUUUGAUAAAGCACCAUCGGCUUAAUGAAUCUUUCAAGAAAAAGCAGAGUUUUGGGGAUUUUUUUGCUUUCAUGGCA
Strongylus vulgaris is the source of this 966-nucleotide messenger RNA. NCBI's taxonomy places the organism in Eukaryota, Metazoa, Nematoda, Chromadorea, Rhabditida, Strongylidae. The record is from the annotation of a GenBank genome assembly.